AUGGGUCGAUUGUACACCAUAUCAGUGGCCGUAUUGGCGGCCACAGGGUCAUUCCUCUUUGGUUAUGACUCGGGGGUCAUGACAGAUGUGAUCAACUCUCCGAAUUUUCUAGACUACUUGAAUACUACACAGACGUCUUCUAUUGUUGGCGCUAUCAACAGUACCUUUUCGGGAGGAGCGGUAAUCGGCUCUCUUCAAGGGGGACUGACCAUGGACCGUUUCGGCCGCAAGUUCACCAUCCAACUAGGAGCUUGCCUAUGUAUCAUUGGCGCAUCACUACAAGCAGCCGCACAGAACCUCCCCAUGAUCCUCAUCGGCCGAAUCCUAGCUGGCUGGGCAAUCGGUCUCAUGUCCAUGGCCGUCCCCGUCUACCAGGCCGAGUGUGCCCACCCACGCUCUCGGGGCAUGAUCGUUGGACUGGCACAGCAAAUGAUCGGCGUGGGAUUCAUUUUCAGCACGUAUGGGGACCACAGCAUCUCCGUCGAUACCAUCAAGCACAAUGAACUGACGACCUAUAGAUGGAUCGGGUAUGGAUCCCUCCAUGCACCAGAUACAAGUCAAUUCCAGUGGCGAUUUCCUCUCGCCUUUCAAGUCAUUCCUGCACUGAUCUUGGCCAUUGGCAUGUUAUUUUUGCCGGAGUCACCGCGGUAUCUGAUUGAAAUGGAGCGAUAUACCGAGGCGCGGCGCAUUCUUCACAGAUUACACUUUGAUGGCUCCAAUGAUGCCUAUCUCGAGGCUGAGUAUAGUGGCAUUUGUACUGCCAUUGAGACGGAGAAGGGGUUCAAAGCAACUGGGUGGAUGGCUAUGUUUACUGUUUCGCAAUGGCGGACUCGACUCUUCCAUGGCGUUGCCGUUCAGGUAUUCACACAGAUGACUGGUAUCAAUGUGAUUGGGUAUUACCAGACCAUCAUGUAUAAGUCCCUUGGUAUAACAGGAGAUCGCAUCACGCUCGUUGCCGGUAUCUAUAAUUGCGUUGGUCCGCUCGCCAACUUGGUCUUUGUGGUCUUUAUUCUUGACCGUGUCGGUCGUCGGAAACCUAUGCUCUUUGCUACGGUCGCCAUCUCACUUGCUCUUGUCUGUGAGGCAGUGCUGAACUCGCAGAAUCCCGAUGGUCAGAAACUUGGAUAUAGCAUCGCGGGUGUUUUUUUUAUCUUUUUGGUCGCAGUAAUCUUCUCGAUGUCUUUUGGGCCUUGCAGCUGGGUCUAUAUGGCUGAAGUCAUGCCCAUGCAGAUCCGGGGUAAAGGCAACGCUUUUGCUGUUGGUAUUGGGAACUGGGCUGUCAGCACCGUCUGGAGCCAGAUCUCGCCUGUUGCUUUGGGGAAACUCAAGUGGCGAUUUUAUCUUGUUUUUGUCGCGUGGAAUCUCUGUAUAUCCCUUCCUGUGAUCUAUUUCUUCUUUCGGGAAACCAAGCAGAAGUCACUCGAGGACAUUGACUUGUUGUUUGGGGGACGGCCGAAUGCACUGCAGGAGGAUAGGGGUGUCGCGCAUCCCCCCAAACUGGAUCUCCAGCAGUUUGAUCAGAUCGAGCUGGACACAUCUGCAAGUAAUCUCGAGAAUGCAUCCCGAGUCGGUCAUCGACACAAAUAG
Messenger RNA from Penicillium nucicola, 1587 nucleotides. Its product is annotated as sugar porter family MFS transporter. Gene Ontology annotation, biological process: carbohydrate transport; transmembrane transport. The coding region runs from base 1 to 1587 and encodes 528 amino acids. The transcript has 5 exons. Lineage: Eukaryota; Fungi; Ascomycota; Eurotiomycetes; Eurotiales; Aspergillaceae. Gene Ontology annotation, molecular function: carbohydrate:proton symporter activity. Gene Ontology annotation, cellular component: membrane. The record is from RefSeq and is a predicted model, not a curated record.